Molecule: messenger RNA, 985 nt
Organism: Galeopterus variegatus (Sunda flying lemur)
Lineage: Eukaryota; Metazoa; Chordata; Mammalia; Dermoptera; Cynocephalidae
Gene: MRPL48
Product: mitochondrial ribosomal protein L48
Exons: 3
Coding region: 492-752 (86 amino acids)
Cellular component (GO): mitochondrial ribosome
Source: RefSeq, a predicted model, not a curated record
GUUGAGAAAUCUUGCUCUAGAACAAUUGGGUUUCAUGCCUUAUUUUUCCAGAACAAGUGAGAUAUCCAAUGUUAGCUUCUAAAGCGUGCCUACUGAUGAGCUUGAUUCUUUUAGAACUGGCUGUUCUUCAGUAGCAGCAAAUAUUUAUUAAUCACUAAUUUUUGGUUUUGUUUUUGUUUGGCAGCUGUCCAGUAUGAGGAUCCAAACCUUUGACCUUGAAUCACCAUGUUGUAUUCAGAAUAUGUAUUAAGCGUGAUUGGGGAUACAGAAAGGCAUUAGACAUUAUCUGUACCCUCAGGGAGUUUAGAGACUUCUGGAGGAGGUAAAAGGGAUCUGGUUAGUUUGCUCCUGGCUGCAGAUGAGCACUCCCUAGAUUCCAGGAGCUAUUGCAUGCAGUAGUGGCUGUACUCAUAGACUAUCCUGAUUGAGGUGGCACUGCUGGCUUAAGUGAACCUUCCCAAUAGCUAACUCCUUCUUCCCACAGUUUUGCAAUGCCCACCAAAACCAUGGAGAUGUUGCGGCUGCCAGACCAAGGCAGCAAGAUGUUCCUGGACGCAGUCCUUACCACCCAUGAGCGAGUGGUUCAGAUCAGCGGUUUGAGUGCUACGUUUGCAGAGAUUUUCUUGGAAAUAAUACACAGCAAUCUUCCUGAAGGAGUCAAAUUGUCAGUGAAGGAGCACACUGAAGAAGACUUCAAAGGAAGGUUCAAAGCUCGGCCAGAACUGGAGGAACUGUUGGCCAAGUUGAACUAGCUAUUGCAGACCCUUUCAUGCCAACACUGGUGAUACUGAGUGCCAGGGAGAAGAGCUUCCUGGCUGGUUAUAGUUAAGCAGGAUACUGUGAUCCUUAGAUUUAAUAAGUACACAUCCUCACAGCCAGGAAUCCUCUCCUCUGUGGCGUGGCUGUGCUUUCCAGUUUGUUACCACUUUGAGCUAACCUUCAUUAUCCUCCAUCUAAUAAAAAUCUGCUGCUGCUGGUGUCUGUA